Staurois parvus is the source of this 345-nucleotide messenger RNA. NCBI's taxonomy places the organism in Eukaryota, Metazoa, Chordata, Amphibia, Anura, Ranidae. The record is from the annotation of a GenBank genome assembly.
CUAAAACAUUAUACAGUGCAAACAAACCAAACCAACCACCCACAGAUAACAGUACAUACAAGCAACCGUCGUCAGGCAGGCCGGGUCAAUAUCAAUAGGGCAGGUAGGUACAGGGGGAGCAAGCGGAGAUGGGUCGGGGUCACAGGCCAGGUUCAGCAGGUAGCAAGCAGCGUGGUACAGAGGGUCAGGCAGAGGGAUGGUCAGGAGCGAGCCGGGAUCAGAGCAGGAGAAGUCAGCAGCGGUUCAGAUCAGGCAGGGUCAGCAAAGGAACAGAAACAGGAUGCAGGACAGAUACAGGGCCCAGGACAAACACAACACCAAGGCAGAGUCUGCAAGUCUGGCCAU